UACGCUCUCACUUUCAAUUUGAUGCACGCCUGAUUUGUAUUUAUUUCGGUACAUUCGUUUUUUUCAUGUCAUUAUCAUUGUUACGCUUGAUCUGCGAUCCUCGCUUUGAACGCAAACACUCAAUUUGUUCAUUUGAGUUUGAGCCGCGUAACUGUCAACAUCGUAACUGUCGGACAGGUGUCGCUACCGUUGGUUGUCGUAGUGUGUGAAAUUUAAAUGUUCAAGAAGAAAUUGUGUUAACGGCGCGAAUAAUCAUAAUACAAAUUAAAAGUUGGACGCAAAUGUUUAAUGUGGUUACACACUAUAAAUAGAAAUUAAAUUAUUCUUUAGCCAUUUAACUUUGGUGCACAGGUGUCGGCGUUUGUCAUGUCCAUCAAAGGUGUUUUGAGUCGCUGUCAGCCCGUACCGCUCUACGUGGUAUUGGGUCUAUCGGUCUGCUACUUUGUGCUCCAGCUGGUCCUCAGCCAUUUGACGCACGCACUCACGCUGCUCAUGGCUUCCUAUCACAUGUUGUGCAACAUUUUUGCACUCGCCGGUUGCAUUGUUACAAUUAAGUAUCGAAAACAGAACCAGUCUGUACGCCCGCUGCAUCAUGGCGCCGCCAAUCCUGCAGAGAAUAAAAUAUCCGUGGUGCUUACACUCAGCCAAAGCGAGGAGCAGCAAUUGGCGAAGCGUGAGUCGCGUGAGCAGAAGCUACGCAACACCUUUGGCUGGGCACGCAUCGAUAUUCUCACCAUGUUGAUUGUAUUCAUUAUACUGGCUUCGCUCUCCUUUUCGCUAAUUGUGGAGGCGCUGCAGACUUUGGUGCACAUUGACCACCAGGAUACGAUGCAUAUGCCGGUGCAGGUGCUUGUGCUGGGCUUUUUUGGACUGGUGCUUAAUGGACUGACCUAUCUGCUCAUUGGCGGUUAUACUUUGCAUCAGGGCAGCUUUUUGCAUCUGACGCCAGCUGGCAAUGUUGUGCUGGAUCGAUCCAUGUCCAGUCAUUCGGAUUUGGCCGCCAAGCCCAUGCAGCAAGCGUUAAGCAGGUCCAGCAGCAGUGAUCAGCAGCUGCGUCAGCAACUGGAGGCAGAUGGUGCCAAGGUUUACUUUGCUAGCAAGCGUCAGGGCGCUGUGGAAAUGCUGCGUGAUGUGUGCAGUACCAUCUUUGUUAUUGUCUGUGCGGCCAUUGUCUAUGUGGCGGAGGACGAACAGCAUACGGCGAAGUUCAUAGAUCCUGUGCUAUCAAUAUUCUCCUGCGUGCUGUUGGUUUCGCUGAGCUAUCCUUACAUGAAAGAAUCCUGCUUGAUUCUGCUACAAACCAUACCCGCCUCUAUUGAUCUGGAGAUCUUUGAGCGCACAUUGGUCAGCAAGUUUCCUGAAAUUGUUAGCUAUCAUGAUCUGCACAUCUGGCAACUGGCCGCCCAUAGUUAUGUGGCCACCAUACACAUACAGUUCCAGAAUCCCAAGCUGUAUCUGAAGAUCAUAGAGCAAGUGCGCAGCUAUUUCCAUGAACAGGGCAUCGCAGCCGUUACCAUACAGCCGGAAUUCCAUGCAUCAACCAACAAGAAUGCCUCGGCUUCCUUAGAGUGUCUGAUGCAGUGCCAGGCAGCUGAAUGCAUUGAGAAAGUUUGCUGUCGCGAUUCUCGCACGGAUCUGCGUGAAGUAAGCGAGAGUCCUGAUGGCAGCAAGGUCAGCAAAUUGAGAGUUAAAUCAUGUGCCGAACUAAAUGUAGUGGUGGUGGAGAAGCCACGAGAGCUAAGCGUUGCACAGCUCAUAAAACGUCAGGAGCAGGGAGCAACAGUCUGCGCCUCGCCAUCCAGCGUAUCUCUGCCGAACACAUCGACAAGAGCUGAGGAACCAUAAAUGGUUAUAGAUUUAAGUCUGCGA
Molecule: messenger RNA, 1869 nt
Organism: Drosophila busckii
Lineage: Eukaryota; Metazoa; Arthropoda; Insecta; Diptera; Drosophilidae
Gene: ZnT77C
Product: zinc transporter 1
Exons: 4
Coding region: 367-1845 (492 amino acids)
Biological process (GO): zinc ion transmembrane transport; detoxification of zinc ion; intracellular zinc ion homeostasis
Cellular component (GO): membrane
Molecular function (GO): zinc ion transmembrane transporter activity
Source: RefSeq, a predicted model, not a curated record